This is a messenger RNA of Staurois parvus, 1502 nucleotides long. The record is from the annotation of a GenBank genome assembly. Lineage: Eukaryota; Metazoa; Chordata; Amphibia; Anura; Ranidae.
AUGUCCGAGGUUGAUGCCGCUGCAGACAUCCUAACGGAGGUCGGCCUGGAUGACCCGGUGCCCUGCGAUGUGGCCCCUUCUGAGAGCUCGCUGGUCACUAUCGGGGCCACGGUGCCGACGGGGUUCGAAUUCACGGCUGCAGCGGAAGUGGAGGAGAAGCUGGGGUGCCAGUGUAAGAUCAGCAAAGAUCGGGGCAAGAUCUACUUCCAGAUCGGGAUGGAUGGCCUGGCCCAGGUUCAUCGUCUGAGGUCGGUGGACAAUCUGUUUGUUAUAGUUCAGGAGUUUUCAGAUUUCCCCUUCAAGGAAUCGAAGGAAGCUGCUCUGGAGGACUUUAAAGAACUGGCCUCAAAGCUGCCCUGGGAGAAAGCCCUGAAGACCUGGGAGCUAAACAACAACCUAAAGAAAAAAAAAAAGAAAAAAAAACUCGAGAAAGAGCGGAAACAGCAGGUGGUGCCUUCCGCUGCUGAUGCUCCUGAGGAAGACAGAAAGAUGAAGACUGAUAAAGAGAUGGUGGCGCCACCUGUAGUUCAGGAGUGCAAUAGCUUGGACCAUCCGGUGGUGGAUAGCUCAGAGGCUUCGGCUGAAGAUCUCAGUCCUGAGGCUUCCUUAGAAGACAGCGUGGUAGGCGGAGUUGGGGACACCGGCAAUGUCUUGAAAUUCCGCGUCACCUGUAACCGAGCUGGAGACAAGCACAGCUUCACGUCCAACGAUGCCGCCAGAGAUUUCGGUGGAGCGGUACAGGAUCACUUCCAAUGGAAGGCCGAUAUGACCAACUUUGAUGUGGAGGUUCUCCUGAACAUCAGUUAUAAUGAGAUGUUGGUGGGAAUCGCACUGACGAGGAGAGCCUGCACCGCAGAAACAUUACGCACUUCGGGCCCACCACGUUGCGUUCCACGCUGGCCUACGGCAUGCUCAGACUGUGCGACCUGGAGCCGUCAGAUGUCAUCGUGGAUCCGAUGUGUGGGACGGGAGCCAUCCCUAUAGAGGGUGUGAGUGAGUGGUCCGCCUGUUUCUUUGUCGCCGGUGACAACAACUGCAACGCAGUGAACAGGACUGCUAGCAACAUCUGUUCCCUGCUGAAGAAAAGCGCCACCCAGGGGCUGCCAAUAGAUGCUGCACAGUGGGACAUCUCUAGAUUGCCGCUGAGGACGGGAAGUGUGGACGUCAUCAUUACAGACAUGCCUUUUGGAAAGAGAAUCGGGUCAAAGAAGAAGAACUGGGACCUGUACCCCGCCUGCCUCCAGGAGAUGAGUCGGGUGUGCCGGGCCGGCACUGGAAGAGCAGUUCUUCUGACCCAUGAUAGGAAAUGCUUCAUUAAGGCCUUGGCCAGAGCGGGGCACCUGUGGAGGAAGAUGCACACAGUCUGGGUUAAUAUAGGAGGGCUUCACGCGGGCGUUUACCUUCUCAAGAGAACCACCCUGGAUGUGGCCGACUCGUCCAGUGAGAGGUUAGAGGAGAAGCAUCCCCUGAGUCCCGGCCAGUCACCGGCCAAAGAGGAUUGA